Molecule: messenger RNA, 462 nt
Organism: Acanthosepion pharaonis
Lineage: Eukaryota; Metazoa; Mollusca; Cephalopoda; Sepiida; Sepiidae
Source: the annotation of a GenBank genome assembly
AUGUCCUUAAAGAAUGAAGUUCAGGAAGUGUUCGAUCUCUUCGAUUUCUGGGAUGGUCGAGAUGGAUUGAUUGAUGCUGUCAAAAUCGGAGAUUUAUUGCGAUGUGUUGGACUCAAUCCAACCAUAGAGCUUAUAAGGAGACACGGUGGCACAAAAAAGGCCGGGGAAAAGCAGUUGAAUUAUUCGGAGUUUCUUGCUUGUUACGAGUCAAUUACGAAAGAGAAAGACACAGGAACCUUUAAAGAUUUUAUGGAAGCCUUCAAAAGUUUUGAUCGCGAAGGUUUGGGUUUCGUCUCAGCCGCUGAAUUGUAUCAAAUUCUCACUACAAAUGGCGAACGACUGGCUGACAGGGAAGUGAAUGAAAUUCUUCAUUUCACUGAAAUCAGAGAAAACAUUGACGGCAACUUGAAAUACGAAGAUUUUAUCAACGGAGUCCUGAAAGAAAGUCAAUCCAACUUUUAA